Messenger RNA from Theobroma cacao (cacao), 1308 nucleotides. The record is from RefSeq and is a predicted model, not a curated record. NCBI's taxonomy places the organism in Eukaryota, Viridiplantae, Streptophyta, Magnoliopsida, Malvales, Malvaceae.
AUGGACGACCACUUAUAUCGUGAAAAAGUGUUUCUAUCGAAGGCUGAAUUGAAACGAGCUUUGAGCAUGUUGGCACUAAAAGAGCAUUUUGAGUUUAGAGUUAAAAAGUCAUGUCACGCUCGUUAUGAGGUUGGUUGUAAAGAUAAGGCAUGCAAGUUUACUUUGCGUGCAACGAAGUUGCUUGAGGGAGAAUAUUGGCAAGUUCGAAUGUUGCAUAAGGUACACACGUGUACUGUUGAUGGUUUGCAAUGUAGGUACCGAGCUAUGAGCGUAAGGGUAAUUGGUGAGCUUAUCUUCAGCAGGGUGCAAGGAAAUUGUGUAACCCCAUUGAGACCAAAGGAAAUAAUAGAAGAGAUGAAUCGCAAGUGGGGAUUGCAAUGCCUAUAUGGUAAAGCUUGGCAAGCGAAGGAGUACACGGAGAGUUUUGUGUUCGGUCUGCCGGAAAAGUCAUUCCAACUUCUCCCCUCUUAUUUCCAUAUGUUGGAACUUGAAAAUCCUGUCGCUAUCGAUGCCACACAUCUGAAAGACAGAUUCAAGAGUAUUCUGUUUGUGGCGAUAUGCAAAAAUGCGAAUAAGCAUAUAUAUCCACUUGCAUUUGGCAUUGGCCACGUCGAAGAUGAAGAGUCUUGGUCGUGGUUUCUUAAGCGUCGUGCGAUUGGUUGUCUUGAAAAUGCAAUGUUCAUUUCUGAUCAGCAUCUUGGCAUUAAGAAUGCAGUUGAGAAAGUGUACAAGGAUGCUCGUCACAGUCUAUGCAAUUACCACUUAGGGAAAAACGUUAAAAACAGGUUCAAGCGCGAAGAUGUUGCAGCGAUUUUCACAAUGGCCGCCAACUGCUAUAAGAUCGUCGAUUUUGACAGAUAUAUGAAUCAACUGAAACAGCUUUGCAAACCUGCUUAUGACAGCCUUAUGAGAUUAGGCCCUGAGAGAUGGGCACGUGCACGGUCACCAGUAAGGCGAUACAAGCUAAUGACAUCCAACACUGCGAAGUGUAUUAACUCCUACUUGAGGCAUGCAAGAAAAAUGUCAAUAACGCCUUUGAAUUCUGCUCGGACUAUUACAAGACUCGGUCUUGGGCAGAGGGAUAUGCGGUUCUCAUUUGCCCGGUUGGGCAUACCAAUGAGUGGGAUAUCCCUGAUGAUGUGCAACAAAUUGUCCUUUUGCCACCAAGUUGGUGAGGUCAAGCAAGAAAACCUAGGAGGAAAAGGAUUCCAUCAGUUGGGAAAGGCAGCGGAUGACGUAGAUGUUCAUAAUGCAAAAGCUAUGGUCAUAAUAGACAAAAUUAUUGGACUUCGUUUGCAUCUCUACUGA